Mycena citricolor is the source of this 1193-nucleotide messenger RNA. NCBI's taxonomy places the organism in Eukaryota, Fungi, Basidiomycota, Agaricomycetes, Agaricales, Mycenaceae. The record is from the annotation of a GenBank genome assembly.
UUUACAUCGCAUCUGUGUUAUACCCAACCCGCACCAGUGGAUUCGUUUUGAAUGGAACCUCCCGUUUACUACUCAAAGACAGAGUAUAUCGAGACUGACACAGGGAACAAGGUCUCUCGGCGAGCGACCAUCGCGGGCCCCCAAAACAUCAUCCUCGGCGGGAAAACUAUCAUUUCCAGCGGCGCUAUCAUCCGUGGGGACCUUCGCCGUACGGGCACCGGUCAUGCUGUGGUCAUAUCUCUGGGUCGCUACUGUCUCGUAGGGGAGGCAUGCGUCAUGCGUCCACCCUACAAGACCUACCGGGGAAACUUCAACUACUAUCCCAUGAAAAUUGGCGACCACGUGCACAUUGGUGCCGGGUCUGUUGUCGAAGCCGCGACCAUCGGAAACCACGUCGAGAUCGGGAAAAACUGUGUCAUUGGGAAAUUCACCAUUAUCAAGGAUUGUGCACGCGUCGCAGACAACACCAUCGUACCCCCGAACACUGUCAUCCCCGCCCUCUCGUUGUACGCAGGCUCCCCCGGACAUUUUGUCGAAGAUCUGCCGGAGUCUACACAAGAGAUUGUCGAAUCGUAUACCAAGCGAUAUUACGCGCGGUUCCAGCCCGCAUCGUAGGCUCUAGAAGGAAUAGACGGAGAUGGUUGGCUCUAAUGCUUACGGGUGCUGUCGUUCAAGACAAGGCAGUCCGUUUUCUGAACAAGGACACGAAGCGUACACGUGACUGGCCUUGUCCUGUAUGCGGUGGUUUCCUUGUCUGCACUUCCAUGGCUGGGCCGCCCACGACGAAAGUCCUUGUUCUCUGCCUGUUUAUAAGCAACCGCUCCACCGUCUGGGAACGAUCAGACUGCGAUCUCACCUUCCCUUUCCGCUUGACGCAUCAACCUACUCACGCUCUCUCACUUUCACUCAACAAUACUUAUGCUCUUCGGUCCUGUUUUCGUGGUCUCUGCUUUGCUUGCGUUUGCCAUGGCAAUCCCCGCACCCAUUGACCCGAUCUUGCAACCGGUCAUCGCUUACAAGAACAACAUCGGGCUGAUAAAUCCUCCUACCCCGAGUUCACAGUCGACCAGUGACGCAUCCGCAGUGACAGCUUCGCUUUUCGGCCUGGCCAUCACUUUGGGAGCUGCGGUCGCCCUUGUCUAGUCACUCGAGACACUCACGAUACCCUAAUGAGACCACCGCGUACUCAAUGU